UCUUGAGCAAAGGGAAAGGAAUCUCAGGAACUCGGUACUCCUUCUCCCUUCGCUCAACUUCAAACCGCUCAGUUCUCCUCUCUCUCUCUCUGCUCCGCACAGCUCCUCUUUCUCAGGAAUCUCGUCUCUCUUCGGCUUCCGUGUCUCAGGGAAAGUUGGAGACAACGAAGAAGUUCAAGACCCAGUAGUUGCUUGUUGGAGCUUGAUUCCUGGGCUUUGAGAAUCGAGAUGUGACAAAAAAAAGCACCUGAAAGAGUGAAUUAAGGAGGUACUUUUGCAGGAUGAAUUAAGGAGAUCCUCUCACUGAGCGCCUCUUCUUUGUUCUCUACUUAGUUGACGAUGGAUUCUAACCAAGCUGCGAAGCAGCAUAGCCUACUUGGCUCUGAAGCUGCCUCUGAAAGAACUCUGUACCCAUAUGUUACUGGGACGUCUGUAGUUGCUCUCAAAUACAAAGAUGGAAUUCUUAUGGCUGCUGAUAUGGGAGGUUCCUAUGGGUCUACCCUGCGAUACAAGAGUGUGGGGCGAUUGAAGGCUGUUGGAAAACAUUCUCUUCUUGGCGCAAGCGGGGAAAUAAGUGACUUUCAGGAGAUUUUACGUUAUCUCGAUGAGCUUAUCCUGUAUGACAACAUGUGGGAUGAUGGGAAUUCUUUUGGGCCUAAAGAGGUGCACAGCUAUUUAACUCGUGUGAUGUAUAAUAGGCGUAACAAGUUUGACCCACUGUGGAACUCACUUAUUCUGGGUGGAGUGAAAAAUGGUCAGAAGUACCUUGGCAUGGUUAGCAUGAUAGGUGUAAAUUUUGAGGAUAACAAUGUAGCAACUGGGUUUGGAAAUCACCUCGCACGACCUAUUCUUCGUGAUGAGUGGCAUGAGAACUUGAGUUUUGAAGAUGGUGUCAAGUUACUGGAGAAAUGUAUGCGUGUACUUCUAUAUCGUGAUCGGUCUGCUGUCAACAAGCUUCAGAUAGCAAAGAUCACAGAAGAAGGUGUAACUAUUUCACCACCGUACGCAUUGAAGACAUUCUGGGGAUUUUCUGCUUUCGAGAACCCAACAGUGGGUGCCGAGGGAUCGUGGUAAGCCACAACAAGAGCUAGAUGGAGCUGGCUGGCUCUCACGUUUGUUAGAACUUUUGCUUGAGUUACUUGUAAUUGUUGGGACUUUCAAGUUAAACAUCAUAGGCUGUACCUUCAUGUCACUAAUAGUAUAAUUUGACAAGCGUUUUUAAUCACAAGAAUUUGGCACUUUGUUUCUCA
Alnus glutinosa is the source of this 1250-nucleotide messenger RNA. RefSeq names its product proteasome subunit beta type-4-like. Gene Ontology annotation, cellular component: proteasome core complex, beta-subunit complex; proteasome core complex; nucleus. The transcript has 8 exons. NCBI's taxonomy places the organism in Eukaryota, Viridiplantae, Streptophyta, Magnoliopsida, Fagales, Betulaceae. The record is from RefSeq and is a predicted model, not a curated record. Bases 340 to 1074 code for a protein of 244 amino acids.